Diaporthe citri is the source of this 927-nucleotide messenger RNA. RefSeq lists its product as uncharacterized. The transcript is spliced from 2 exons. NCBI's taxonomy places the organism in Eukaryota, Fungi, Ascomycota, Sordariomycetes, Diaporthales, Diaporthaceae. The coding region runs from base 1 to 927 and encodes 308 amino acids. The record is from RefSeq and is a predicted model, not a curated record.
AUGAAGCGCUCACGCGAGCCCGAAGAGGAUUGCGAACCGUCCUCGACCCCCGAGCAAGAUGUCGCAAUUGUACCCGUCUCGAAGUUCGUCGGCCUCGACACCGACUCCUCGCAUUCCGAUUCUACCACCGAUAUAAAGUGCUCCCUGCCUGGCCACGCGCAUGGCAUGCACUUUGCCAAAUACCAAGACUACGAGUCGCACUACCACAAGGCGCACAGCAACCGCUGCCUCGACUGCAGAAAGAACUUCCCCUCGUCGCAUAUCCUCAACCUACACAUCAGAGAGUUCCACGACGCUCUGACCGAGCUGCGAAAAGAGAAGGGAGACCAUAUUUACUCGUGCUUCGUUGAGACAUGCGCCGAGAAGCGUAAAACACCGGCCGAGAGGCGAGCUCACCUCAUAGAGACGCACAAGUACCCCACCAACUACUUCUUCGCAGUAACAAAGGCUGGUGUCGAUCACCGCCAGUCCAUGCUUGUCCACCGUAAUGAAGGCAAACCACGCGCAAACCAGCGCAAUAAUGCUCGUCCUCAAGGACAGAAGGGUUACAAGAAGCAAACUGGCAAGGACGCCACGCCAGAUACCGCAGAGGGCAGCGACGUUCAGAAGAACGCGCCCGCCGGUAAUGGCAGCGCUGAAGAGGCAGUGGAUGUUGAAAUGGGUGGACCAGACACUCCGAUCUCUCAAGAUCAGCUAGGCAACGUAAACACUGGCAAGAGCAGCACCGCAGGCGGCAUCAAGGGCGGCGAUAAUGCGGCGCUUGGGGUUAUCUCGGAUACCCUUUCAGAUCACCAUGCAGUUGGAAACUGCGACGCGGCAGUCCAAGACACAGACAUGGAGACCUUGACAGGAGCCAUGUCGUCCCUGAAGUUUGUCCCCAGAAAUGUUCGACUCGGCUCCAAGAAAUCCGGCUUGCCUCCCCGGUAG